AUGGCCAUCAGAGAAGCGAUGAAUACACCGUGCAACUUUUCUUUUAAACAGGAGUCUAUAAGCUUUCAGUGCUUCAUGCGGCGCCAUGAUCGGAACGUUGACGAGUACCGCGAACUUAUGGCUGUUCGAGUUCUGGUCCAUAGGUUCGCCAGGAGAAUGCGGGUUGCCGUAAAUGAGCUACAAGAAGCAAGGAACCUGAUACGACAGGAGGUUGUUAAUAGGGGGUUUAUCGAACCGGAUUAUCAUUUCGAGCAGGUUGUCAAUUUGCGGCGUGACGGAAAUUCUGGACAGCUCAAUAAUAAUUGGGAUCUAGCAGUUUUUCGUAAAGGGUCUUUGAGGAGCAUUGCUAUUUCUUCCCUAGUGGAAGGCUUUAGCUUUUCAAGCUUGGUUCGAAUGAUGAAUGAACUACCGCAGGAAUUGGUUUUUAAUGUACACAAACAGUUUUAUGUAAAAGGAAAGCUUCCGGAGCUUGGAACUUUAUGGUCUCAGUCGGAAAUUUUCAAUAAACUGCUCAAGUGUAAAGACAAACGGUGCAUUGAGCUUCAUAAAAUGUACGAGGAAGUAAAAAAAUCUGUCACUAUACCUAUACCGAGCCGUCUUAUACGAGAAAUGAAAAGAAAGUCUGCAUCUCUUACUUUGAUGAGAGGGAAGGAAUUCAGUAAGCUGAAGCAGUUGUACGAUUUCGGGUUGGAAUUAGGGGAUUUCUUUCUUGAAUGUCUGACGUAUUCAUGGGCUGGAGAAGCUUUUCAAAUCUGCCGUAUGUUGUUUUCUAGCUUGUCUUUGUCAUCAAACAUGAAGAAAGAGGAAGAAGAGAAACUGAUGUAUCACAUGCUUGUGUAUUAUACUGGCAGUUGCGAUUUUGAAAAAGCCAAGGAAGUUGCCUUCUAUUUUGAUUCUGCCUUUGCUGAUGCAAAAAAGCGGGACUUUCGUACAAAUGUGGAUUAUGGGCAAGUCCUGAUUCAAUGUGCAGUCCUUUGGCAACAAAUGGGUUAUUACAAGAAAGCUAUGACUUACGUUGUCGAUGCGUUGAAUACAGUAGCCCGUCAAAGAUUACCAUUAUUGGUGAGACGUUUUAACGAGAACAAAGUUUUAUCCUAUGUUGAUGCAGUGGAAUUCCUGGAAGAUAUUUUUGGUAACUCUUCAGUUUGCCUUUCACAAGCUUAUGAGGAGAUGGCCUACGCUUUAUACGUGCUCGAAUACUCGACAGGGAAUUUUUCUCAGGCCAGUGUUUACGCGGAAAAGGCAGUAUAUUUAAAUAAAAUGCACUUACCCAGUAAUCACGUACUUAUUGCCACCAGUCGUCGUAUGAAAGUUACAGCGUUAAUAAUGGAGGAACAGGCUUUAAACGAAGUAGAUGAAUCUAAGAAGUCUGCAAUGCUGGAGGAAGCCUUGCAGUUGCAUACCGAUGCUUUGCAGUAUUACCAAAAACGUUUUGGUGACGAAAAUAUUUUUACUGCAAAGAAUUAUGGUAACAUUGGACGACUUUAUCAGUCUUUGCGAGAGUUUAAGAAGUCUGAAGAAAUGCAUCUGAAAGCAAUUGAAAUAAAGAAGAGAGUCGUUGGCGAAGAAGAUUACGAAACUGCCUUGAGUUUGGGACAUUUGGCAGCGCUUUAUACGAACGACAUGGGACGUCAUAGAGAAGCUAGAGAUUUAUUUCUCAAAAGCGCUGCAAUUGCUACAAAAAUAUUUGGCGAGACAUUCACUGGUUUACAGUAUGAUUAUCGUGGUUUACAUCGAGUGUUUACGGAGCUAGGAGAGGAAGACUUAGCACAGCAGUAUUAUGUUAAAUUGGUCGAGUGGUAUGAAAAAAGGCGUUUAAAACGAGCAGGGACUUUUUUAAGAAUUUGGUCAGAUAUACCGUAUGAGGAGGUUAAAGAUGCUUCGGAUCUUGCG
Molecule: messenger RNA, 1893 nt
Organism: Enterobius vermicularis (human pinworm)
Lineage: Eukaryota; Metazoa; Nematoda; Chromadorea; Rhabditida; Oxyuridae
Source: the annotation of a GenBank genome assembly